Molecule: messenger RNA, 2728 nt
Organism: Bufo gargarizans (Asiatic toad)
Lineage: Eukaryota; Metazoa; Chordata; Amphibia; Anura; Bufonidae
Gene: LDAH
Product: lipid droplet associated hydrolase
Exons: 8
Coding region: 92-1177 (361 amino acids)
Biological process (GO): lipid storage
Cellular component (GO): lipid droplet
Molecular function (GO): lipase activity
Source: RefSeq, a predicted model, not a curated record
GGCGGAGCUUGCAGGAACGCGGCCGGUUCAGGGUUCUGUUCUGGUGUGUGUGAAUGCGGAGCUGGGAUAGAAGGAGCUGCUCCGGUUUUGCAUGAGCAGGACAGAACUGGCAAGGUUGGCCUGGAGGCAAAUGCACUACUGGUUCCUCUCGGAGAGAUUUUUGGGAGUUAGGAAAUCCAACCUUGCUGCACACAACCAACUGUCCACCACAAGAAAUAUGUCAGAAGAACAUAUCCCUGUGCAUGAUGAAUUCAUCUACUGCCUCGGAGCUGCUACACAAGUUCUUAAAUUUGGGCGUUGGAGGGAUCUGCAGAAAACCUCAGAUGAAGCCCCACCUAAGCUAUUGUUCCUUAUCAUCCCAGGUAAUCCUGGAGUAGUCGGAUUCUACAAAACUUUCAUGCAGUCCCUUUACUGUGGGUUUAACAGAAAAUAUCCAGUAUGGACUAUCGGCCAUGCAGGGCACUGUUCACCACCUAUUGGAAUGGAUAUGACUGACGAACAUGACCAUCAGAUAGAUGAUGUAUUUGGCCUCAAUGGUCAAGUUGAACACAAGCACUUCUUCUUAAAACAAAAUGUCCCGGCUGACGUAAAGCUGGUUCUCAUUGGCCAUUCCAUUGGUUGUUAUAUCAUCUUGGAGAUGAUGAAACGAUCUCCAGAACUGAAGGUUUUAAAGUCCAUUUUGCUGUUUCCAACUAUUGAGAGAAUGGCGCAGUCGCCGCAGGGCAAGAUAAUGACGCCAUUGUUGUGCAGCCUGCGGUACGUGGUGUAUAUGCCUUUAUAUCUACUCUCCUUCUUACCGGACGUCAUGAAGAUAUUUCUGGUGAAGUUAGCGCUGCGUGGCAUCAAAUCUGUGGAUGAAGCAUCAGUUGUGGCCUCGCUGGACCUGUUCAGAAUGGAGUGUGCCGCUAAUGGCAUGUACAUGGGUAGUCAAGAAAUGCUGAAGGUCGUUGAAAGGGACAAUGCUACGAUCAAACAACAUUUAAACCAGUUGAUUUUCUACUAUGGCGCCACAGACAACUGGUGUCCGGUCCAGUAUUACGAAGACAUUAAGAAGGAUUUCCCUAAAGGCAAUAUCUGGCUGUGUGAUAAAGGCUACAGACAUGCCUUCGUUUUGGACUCCAGCAAAGAAGUAGCCUCAUUGGUUAUAAACUGGUCAAACGAGCAACUGGACCUCUGAGCUGGCCUCCUCCAAGAAAUACUAGAAUGGUAGCUCAGUUUUAUGGUCCCGGGUUAGAGAUCAUAGAAUGGUAGGGGUUACCAUAGCUUAGAUAUAUUUUAGGAGAAUGUAUGGCUCUCUUGUUGCUAGCUUUGAUAUACUUGACCAACAUUUGACUGUACAUGAGACCAAGAAGUGACAAUCAGAAGAUGUGCAAUCCAUAGGUCGGGUUAAGAGUUUUUGAUGAAUCUUCUGAUCUUCAGUAGUUGAAUGCAUGGAUGUAAAUUACAAAAAAAUUCGGUAAUUCCAAUCUCAGUGAUGUGAUCAUUUAGCUGAAAGGGAUUUAUGACUAUUCAUUAAUCGAAUAUACCAGCAUUAUGCAAAGAUAUAGCAGUGCCCUCUAGGGGGCAACAGAGUUUGCUAGAAUUAAAAAAAAAAAGUCUAAUAUAGGUGUAUAGAGUAAUGACACCCAGUUUUUUAACCAAGGACAAAACAGUGAAAGUUCUCAUUCCGAGGAAACCAGUUCUUAAAGGGCAGGGAGAAGACUAAUUCAGAGUAAUUUUCUGGUGGAGAUGUGUUGAAAGUGUUGCCAACCCCCAAGUCAUUAUCACCUAUGUAUAUGAAUGUUUUUAGAUGUGUAAAGGUGACUUAACAGCUUCAAUAGCUGUCCUACAGCUGUUCCUCCCAUACACACUGUGAGGGAUUAGCUCUUUUUCAGGGGUCAUUCUCACAGUUUUCGCCACAACAGCCGUAUUGCAGACCAAACAUGGGGUUUAUUUUUAUCGCAACAAAAUAUAAAAUAACACCUUGCCCGGUAACAUAAUGCGUAAGUCCUGACUCUGACCUUGCGACCAUCGUUUCCCAGACCUCGCGGAGUCCCCCAAAGUUCAGGCUAACACCUAGCCCCGUGGCCCCUCAGCCAGUCCGGCUGAGACCACUCUUCCAGAGCCUACAGCAGGACUCUGUUGCACAAAGACUCUCUCCCCUGACUGACAGUCUGGGCUGGGCUUUUAUCCCAGACUGAUUGUGACACCUGGUGCUGCCUCAGACCUGAUUGACGGGGAAGACACAGAAACUCCUGCCAUGAAUCUCUAGCAGCUAUGAGGCCUGUCACUGCCUCACAUAACCCCCCUUCUUUGUUCAAGCCCGUAGGGGUGAACACUAGCAUCAUAUCCAGAUGCUCGUGAACGGGCAUCGACCUGGCCUACAGUCUUCCCCUUAUUCUGCCAGACCCAGGACAACAGCGCUUGGUUUGUCACAAACAUGAAUUUAUUCCAGGGCAGAUAAUACCUACGGGAUUGUCUUGCCCAUCUCAUGAGCAGGUACUCUCUUUCACGAGCGAGGAUGAUGCGCUUUCGCACCCGUGGUCUCUGUUUUCUUUUUUCUGUUCCUCUCCACAUUUGGCAUUCGGUCUCUGGAACUUCUCUCAGAAGAUGUUUUUAUAUGACCGGCAGGCUCUCUUUUUAGAUUUUCUGGCUCCUGCACAUGCUCCUCAUGUCCUUUCUUGGGCUACUGCAACUCUUGACCGAACUGUUCCCAGUCAUGGUGAAGUCCCUACCCUUUCUCCUUUGC